Molecule: messenger RNA, 12429 nt
Organism: Acyrthosiphon pisum (pea aphid)
Lineage: Eukaryota; Metazoa; Arthropoda; Insecta; Hemiptera; Aphididae
Exons: 27
Coding region: 1988-11890 (3300 amino acids)
Biological process (GO): positive regulation of transcription by RNA polymerase II
Cellular component (GO): nucleus
Source: RefSeq, a predicted model, not a curated record
ACACAUUGUAUCAAUACUACAGUAGUUGCUCCUGCUAUAUUCAGAUAUUCUAUGGUUGCUGCCUUUCCAUUACGAACCACAACGAAGUUAAACAGUUUUAAAUUUUUGUUCAGACCAAACAAUUUUGUCACCCGUCAGUAGGUAGUAAUAGUACCUAUAUGAAAGUAGUGGUUCGACUGGAUCUACUACUAUCGCGUUCGCGGAUAACGUGCGAUAUGAUAUUUUCGGUAUGUCUCGCAAUAGCUGGUAUAAUAUUACCGGCGUUUUUAUUAUUAUUAUCAGUGUUGUCUGUGUUUGUUGCGAAUGACGUCUACUCUCGUCGGAUUUUAACGAUCGGAGGUCGUCGUAGAAAGGAAGAGGAACACCGUUUGUUUUCGUAAUAAACGGAGGUAGGUACGUGUUGUGACGGGCGGACUCACACGGGAAGGCGGCCACGUCCUCAAAUGAAAAUUGAAACCUUUCGCGCCGACGCCGUUCAUCGUCGAAUUUAAGACAGAAAUACUAUACGCUUCUGCCCGUGGAACUUUUCCACGACGCGACGUUUUACGUUGCGAAAACUCGCAUUUGGCAUACGCCCGUUCUAUGGUCAUUACAAUCGUGGCCCGUAGCGACUUGCAAAUCGCACUUUUGUUAAAAACUAAAGUCGCAGCAAGUUAUAACCUACCCGACAUCCAUCAUAGUAUUUGUGACAAUUUUUUUCACGACAUGGUCGGUCUCGUAUGUGUAUAGUGAUUAAAACAUAGUAAUAAUAAUAAUGAAAAAAAAACGACGAAAUAUAUUUCAUACAAUAACAUUGGUAACGUUUAUUCAUUUAUUGCACAAUGUGUGUAAAACAGUAGAACAUCGGUUAUAUUUGUCAGUGUUAUCGGUAAAUAUCGCAGGAGAAAAAAAUAUUAGUAAAUAUCGCUAACACAACAAAACCGGAAACCGAGUGGCAACGUGACGAUGCGAAUCACGAUCUUGUAAACGCGAAGCAAUGAUUAACUACAACAGCUGCAGGCAGCUGACGGAUCUUUGAGCCGCCGUCGCCGCGCAUUUUCGUUAUCGCGUCACGGACAGCACUGUAGAAUAAGAAGCGGGAAACGAUGCGGUGACAAAGGGCCCAACGCGAUCGGACGGCACUACAAUGGUGAACCUCUUAACUUGUCCGUCGCUGAAACGAAUAUUAUUAUUUAUUGCUCAAAAAUCGGCAAACACAUCACGACGCGUCGAACGAAUUCGGAAGACUGCUGCUGACUAAUGACAAAAAGGAUCGUGCUGAGCGCUAACGCAAAUCUCCCCACCACCCUUCUGAAGCAAAAACGGCACUGUAGCUGCUGCAGCGCUAGGACGGCGCGGUGCGCGGCGACCAGCACUACACCGCACCCCGCGCACGAUCAUCGGGUCAACCGUAGACAGUUCGUAGUUUCGUCCGGCGUACGUUCGCAGCACCAAGUUACGAGCCCACAGUGAACAGUUCACAGUCCUUCUUCUGUUGUUCAGGUGUUCGGCCGUUCGUUUGUUUUGUGCCCGACCGUCGUUCCGUCGCCGCCUUGCAACGCUCGGUGCAUGUACUCGGCAGCGCACGCAACUGCAGAGCCUCUCACCGUUCGGCGUGCGCGCAUGUUUUGAUCGGAUAAACCACUCGAUUUUGUCUCGUCCCGGCGAUCCAAACUCACCCGCUUGAACUUGGUUAGACCACGCAGGUUGCCGUCGAUUACCAUGUGAAUUUCAUACGACCGUUAGCGCGUUUUCUUUCGGCUCCGACGAAUUACCACGUGCCAAUAUUAUGGUACGCGUACCAUCGUCGCGGUCGUACCGCCCGAACCAGAUUUUUCAACGGUUCACUUGACGCCGCCGCAACUGCGUCCAUCUCCCCCACCACAACUUUACAGAAUAUCCGCCAUCUUUGUUUUUUGUUUCGUCACUUCAUUUGCUACUGGGCCGUGGUUGGGCGAGUACGUCUCCUGCAUUUCGGUGAAAUAUCGACCACGUGUUUUUCGAAGCCAUGGGAGACGCCGACGACCCACCCCGUGAUGCGAAUCAACCCUCUCGAAACGACGCGCUUGUGGCUCCCGAAGAAGACGAACAUUACUACGGCAAACUGCUGACGCACCUCCAGACGUUUUUACCGUUUCUCACUGAAGUCAUUAACAACAGCGAACUUUUAGACAUUUUACCCGACCGUGUGUCCAAGUUGCGGUAUUUGUACGAACUGGUGGACGCCAAAAGAUUAUUAAUGAGUUUGGAUUUAUCUUGUGAUUUAUGGUUGUCACCAGAUCGACUAAAAACUUGUAAAAAAGUAUUUUAUGAUUUAUACGAUAACUACAGUAAUCCGUUAAACUACUAUUUACCUCCAGAUUUUAAAACUAGUUGGAUGCAAGAAACAAAGUUAAAUGACGAAGAAAAUAAUGUAUCUUUAGAAGUAAGAUGUACAUCUAACAAAAGUAAUCAAAACCAAAAUAGUGAGUCUGAACUUUCCAAUAUAAUACCAGAACCAAGUACUAGUUAUGAAAACAUAGUAAACAAUCAAAUGGAUUUGCCACCAAAUAAUGAGAAUAUUAUUAAUAAAAAUGUUGAAAUUGGCGAGUCAUCUUGUAGCAAAAAUUCAAUCAAUGACUCAUUGCUUGCAAAGAAUGAUCUACCAGAGUUCUCGGACAGUCGUAUAAGGCUUAAUAAGAUAAUUGGUUUUGCAACCAAUGCUUCUAUUGAAAAACUUAAUAAGUCUGAUGCAUCUAUACCGCAUACUGAACUUAGUACACAAAUUUUUGACGAAAUGAUCAAACAAAAAAAUGGCCCAGUUAUUUAUAAAGAUAUGUUAAAAGGUAUCAACAUGGAUGAUAUUGAUGUUAACUAUGUAAAAAAUGUAAUAGAUGGUAUAAAAAGAGCUAGUUGUGUGGAACCUGUUCAGCCACCACCAUUACCCCCAUCAGAUCUUAUGGAUUUGGGAGCAUCAAGAAUAAAUUUAAUGUCAACCACUGAACCAAAUUCUAGUGAUGUAACUCGUGAUAAUGUUUUAUUAAGUAAAUCUUCAACUAAUAGCCGUGUACAAUUGAACACUGAAACAAAUAAAUUGUCUAAGACUGGUUCAUCAAAUGAAACUAAACCAAAGUUUAUAUCUGCAUUAAAACCAGGUACAUUAAUUGAUCUUGAAAAUUCAAAAGUAGUUCGUGCUUCAUUGCAUAUAGAGUCUCUUAGACCAGUUAUCAAAUCAAAUGAGAAAAGUACUGAGGUUAAAACAUCUCUCGUUGACAUCGUCCCUCGUGAUCCAAGAAUAAGGCAUAAAACUUUAUUAACUUCUGGAAAGAAUGUUAAUCCAUUUAAUACACCUGCUUCAUUAAUAUCAAUUGCGCCAUAUACUCCUUUUGCUCCAAAUAGAGACAAUUCAAAUGCCAAGUUGUUUGAUACUAGAGCACAGGAAAUAUAUAAUGGCCAAAGUUCAUCGAGUCAUACAAAUCUUCAGCCGUUAAAUCCACAAUUUUCUUCAGAACAUAAUGGAAACUCUAUUCAAUUGAAAAACAGGUCAUUGUCUCUUAACCAAAACAAACAUAAUCGUAGUGAUGAUAAAAAAAAUGAUUAUAGUCAAUUCAGUAAUCCUACCCAAAUGCAUGUUAAUCCAUCCCAUAUUGAGCCAUUAACCAAAUAUUGUGAUCCAGUGCCAUACAAAUUUCAUUGUAAUGAUGCAUCCAAGAGAGAUCCAAGAACAUUGAAAAGUGUUAAAACAACUGUUCAUCCUAAUUACAAAGAACAUAGAGAAGCCAAGCUCAGAGAACAAAUGAAAGGUUAUCUAAAGAAUAAAAACCAAAUGAACCAGGACCAUAAUCAAUAUCGUAGCUUAGUCAAUGAGAAAAUAGAAAAAAGUAACAUCAUUGAUUCUUCUUAUAAUACUUUUGGACCUGUAAAUGAAACAGCUAAUAUAAAAAAAUUUAAGAUACCCAAAAUUAAACAUAAUGAAGAACUUAGUGAUAACAGUAAAGAAAGGUACUCUAAACUUAAAACAUUUGGAGACAAUAAAAAUGAUACAGAUGUCUUAACAACUGAGAAAAAAUCCAAAAUACACUUGAAAUCUGAUACAAUUAGAGAACAAUAUUUAGUAAAUGAUCAGAAAUCUGAAACAAAUAAAAGUAAAAAUUCAAAAAAAGACCUCAAAAUAAUUGAUAAAAUUAUUGAUAGUGGUACGGAUAAAACCUCAGAAAUUGAAAUAACUAAAAAUAGUAAUACAGAUGGAGAUCUAAUAAUUAAAACAAUGAUGGACAAUAAAUCAGAAAAAGUUAGUUGUCCAGAAAUGAAUCUUAAAGAAAUUACUGUUGACAUUCCAAGUAAGGUAAAUAAGGAAGAACUUGAUUCUAAAUCUGAACAAAGUAGCAUUUUAAUUAAUCCCCCACUCAAGACUAAGCCUAAGAAACAUAAAAAGUAUUCCAAGGAAAAAGAAUUUGAAAAAAUUAUAAAAGAAGCUGCCGAGAGUUUAAAUGAUGACGGAUGGGGUCCAAGAACAAGAACAAGGAGUUCUGUGAUGAAAAAAGAAGGAAUCGUAAAAACUAUAAAAGUUAACAACUUAAAGUCAAAAUUUGAAAAAGACAAUACAACAAAAAAUUAUAAGAAAUUAGAAUCAGGUGAAUGUAGUAAGGAACUUGAUAAUGGAUCAAUUCCGAACUUGGAAGAUGUUAGUGGACGGACUGAAAUCAAACAUAACAUUAUAUCAUCUACAUCAAAGGAACAAUCAGGAGUUGUCAAUUCUACAACAACCGAAAUUGUGUGUAAAAGUCAAGAAAAAAAUAUUGUUUCUUCUAAUGAAAUUAAUUCUACAGCUGAUAGUAUCCCUAAAAUUGACGAUAAAGCUUUAAUUGACAUUUUAAAAAAUCCAAAGUUUAUGACUGUGAUGAGUAUAUUUCAAGAUGAAGAUAAAAUGGAAAAACUUAACAAAUUAUUAGAAAGUUCAGAUGUCAAUACCAAUGAUGAUAAAUUUAAAAAAAAAAGUAUAUUAAGUAAGGAACAAAUUGAAAUUGAUGAAAAAAAAAAGAUUAGAAGAAAAAUGAAAAAAGAAAAACGGAAACUGAGAAAAAUGAAUAAAAGUAUUAGUGCAGAAUCUUCUAUUGAAGAAAGUAAAAAUGAAUUUUUUAAUGACAUAUCAGGUAAUAAUUUUAAUCAAGCAGAAAACAUAGUAAAAACUAAAAGGAAAAAUAGCUUUUUAAAUGAAUUCUAUGAUGGUAAUACUAGUUCUGAAAAUAUUAACAGCCAUUCUUCAACUGAUCAACAUAAACUUAAGCCUAUCAAACGUAAAAAAUCUAAAGAAAGCUAUGGUAGUUUUGAAAUACUUAAAGAUAAAUGCAAACCGGAAUUAAAAGACUUAAAAAUUGUUAUUGCUAAAUUUGAUAAAAAUAUUAAAAGAAGUGAUAACUGUAGUUCAGAUAUUUCAAGUACAAGCAAUGAUAUACAAAUCAAUAAUAAACCAAAAAAUAUUGAAAUAGCUCAAGAAAUAAUAUCUAAGAAACCUUUUUUAGGUCCAUUAAGUGUUAAAUUAGCAAGACAAAAAAUGGAAAUAGAAAAGAAUAAUUCCCAAGACGAAUGUGACAUUAAAAAUUCGUUUGAAUUUAAAACUAAAAAACUUAGAAAGGGAUCAAAAUCCAUUGAUAAAUUUAAUAAAAAAGAAAAAUUAAAUUCUGAAACCUUAAAUAGUUUAAUGAUAGAACAACCCAUUGUUUUAAUAAGGCCUAUUCAAAACCCUAAGCCAUUUGAUGAUGAAACCAACUCCAAUAAAUCAGUUGAACAGAAUUCUAAUACAUCAACUUUUACUGUCAACAAACCAGAAAUAAAAAAGGCUAGACCGUCAGAAUUAGAUAAACUUCAUGCUGAUAUUAGUGAAAUGUUUGAUUGUGAAGCUGUAUUAAAUGCUUCAAAUAUACGACAAUGUAGAACCAAUAAACAAAUUGACUAUGUAAAUACAAAUGUAUUUAUGUCAAAGAAAAAGAAAAUGUCAAAUAUUGAACCAUUGGAUUCAAAUGAUGAUCAAAACGAGUUGGACUGUAAUGUAAGAAAAACAAAUAACACAAAAAAGAAAGUUAAAAAAUCAACAGUUAAAUUAAAUACAAAGAAAAAAAUUGUUAAAAAGUCAAUGGCAAACAAAACUUUACCACCAGUAGUUGUGAAAACUGCAGUUUUAAAUAAAAAAUCCAAUAAGCAACAGAAUAAAUUAAAAAAAUCAAAAAAGAGAAACAAGAAAUUUAUGAAGUCUAAUCGUAAGCAAUUCAAGGUUGUAUCGUCUGAUGAUUUUGAAUUGAAUAAUGUGUUGAAAAAUAAUAUAUCUACUGAAAUAACAUCUAAAAUUGUCUCAGAAAACAAAUUUAAGGACAAACUUUAUUUUCAAACUGCUGAUAACUUUUUGGAAUGUAAAUUUUGUAAUUACAAGGAUAAAGGAUUGAAUAUUGUUCGCCAUUAUAAAGAUCAACAUGGCGAGGAAGAAGUUUUACCAUCCAGAUUACCUAAGAAUUGUACUGAAUCAUUAAUACAUCAAUCUUUAAAAGAAAAUUUUGUAUAUCCAAAUCCCCAAGAUUUAGAACCAAUUUGUCAUCGGUCUGUGAAUGUUAACUAUACCUGUGUUUUUUGUCAAGUUAUUUUCCAUGAUUAUUUUAAGUUCUAUGAUCAUAUUACUGGUCACACUGGAGAAUACAGGUACAAAUGUAAAAUGUGUGAACAAAUUUAUUCAAAUGAAGAUGAUUUGAAUAAUCAUAUUUUAGAACACACAGACUAUGAUAAAACUGGUGGAAUUUCACAUUUAAUAUUUCCUAAUCCAAUCCGUGGUAAAUACAUUUUUGGAUAUUUAUGUUCCUUUUGUUAUUAUGUUCAACUUCAUUAUAAUAACAUAGUCAAACAUAUGGCAUCACAACAUUUUGAUGAAGAUAAAAAAUUGAAUGGCCAUUGGACAGCUAUACGUAUUAGUAUGUCUGUGUCAGAUAAAAUGUACACAGGUUCUUCAAUUGAUUUUGACAAUUUGGUUGGAUGUUUACCUCCUAUUGAGUCUGAUCAAGUUAUUUCUAAAAGUAAAGAUAAUGAAGACCAAAAUCAACAGUCAACUGUGAUGGAUUUAAACGCACUAUCAAACGAGCAAAAUCAACCAAAUUCCUUUUUAUCUAUCAAAAAAGAAUUCAAUGAACAAAAUAUUGACGAAAUUCCAAAAGAGUCAAGUAUUGAUGAAAAUCUGCCAAAAUCAGUUACUCAUGCAAAUCCUCCAGUAACUGCUUAUGACAAAGUUUUAGAGCCAACUAAAUUUCAAUUUUUACCGGAACAAGCUUAUCAAUCUCCUAAAAAAGAAUCAAGAAUCACCACAGAAACACUUGCGACUGAAUAUUUUGAAUACACAUUAAAAGACAAAUCUAAAAAAUGUGUCAUAGCUGGCUUAAGUUGUGAAUUGAUAAAUUCAAUGUUAUUGUUUAAAUGCUCAGUUUCAAAUUGCCGAGAAAAUCAAUUUUCUACUGUAAUUUUUAUUGAUUAUUCCAAGCAUGUAAAUAAGAAUCAUCAAUUUGUAGUAUGGGAUGGACAUUGCGAAGCAUGUCAUCACAAACUACCGAUAGUUUCUGAACAACAUUAUGUAAGAGAUGCGUUAGAACAUUUAGUUUCUCAUCAUUUGACUCUAAAGAAUAAUGAACAACAUCCCAAUACUACAGCAAAUCUUGGAGGUUCAAAUAUUGAAUGUUUAUCUUCUUGUCAGGAUACAGUAAAAAAUACACCAUGUGUAGAAAACUUUUUGAAAGUUCGUUGUUUGCCUGGUGAUAAAUUAUCCAUUCAUAAACCCAGCAGUUCAAGUAUUACCAAUAUUUGUGAGAUGUCUUUUGAUGAAUCAUGUGAUGAGACAAAUUCCAAUGGCGAAAAUGAUUUCAUAGAGAACAAUAUGUUUGGAAACCCUGAACAAUCUAGCCAUAAUAUAUUACUCGGUACCCAAUGUCUAACAUCAGUGAAUCUAAAUAUUAAUCAUGGUUCUAAUGACGAAAGGUUUCCAUCACAGACUACUGGUGUUAAGAGUUUAAAAAAGGGAAAAGUAAACACUUUAAAAAUAAACUCAAGUGCAUCUGAUGACAGUGAUCUUAAUAUGUGGAUGAAUGUAAAAACAAAUCGUGAAGUUAUUCUUCCAAAUUCCGAAAUAUUUCUUGAAGAAGGUCAACAAAUUGUUAAUAAUGGUGCGCCUGUAGAUGGCACAAUAUGUUGUUUAAUAGACACAGCAUAUACGAAAGAUUAUAUUAGAAAAGUACGAGAAUUGCCGAUGAAUGUAAUGAAAACACGAUUAGCUUUUAAUGAAAUGUCUGCUCUGCCAAGACUAUUGGGUCUUUUUAAAUGUAUGGACAGAACCUGCACAAAAAUUUUCAGCUCUAAAGAUUUAUUUAAAUUGCAUAUGAAAUUACAUUUUUCAAAUGCAGAAAAAAAAAAAAAAAAUCAAAUUUACAAUGUUGAACAGUUUAAAAUGUGUGCCUAUUGCUUUAAAUUGUUUGAUGAUGAAGAAUCUUUGGCUAACCAUAUUUCUGAAAAAUACACAUUUUGUGAAUACUUUUGCCCUCAUUGUUUUUAUCGUGCUUAUACUGCCUCUCAUGUUUUGAUCCAUCAGUCUGUAAUUCAUACCAACAUAUCCAAACAUUGUAUAAUAAAACUUGAAUAUGAUGACGGUGUUUGCAAAUAUCCAAAAGAAAUGUUACUUGUGGUAGACUUCAAGGAAUUUGUAUUACCUUACAAAUGCAACGUUGGUUGCUGUGGUUUCUCUUGUUAUUUGCAAAACGAAUUUGUAGAGCAUUUGAAUCAAGAACAUCAACAGUGUGAUAAAUUCUGUUGUUACAUUUGUGCUAAUAAAGAUGACGGUGAAGGAUUUUUUGCACUCCAACCAAAUUUAAUGAUUACACAUUUUAAGCUUCAUAACUUAAAUAAAUAUCAAUGUAUUUUUUGCUUAUUUGGUACUGAAAUUAGUGAUUCAAUGAUAAAGCACUUAGCAUUAGAACAUUUUGAAUAUGAGCCUUUAUGCUUGGAGCGUUCUACGGUAUCUGAUAAUUGUGAAUCUAAAAAUAUUAGAAAUCUGAAAAUUUUAAAAUUGACAAAGGUUAUUGAUAAUGGAAUGGUAGAGACAGUAAAUUUACCCAUGGAAGCAAUCUCUGCUCCUGAAGUUUUGCCACAGCGAUCUAAAAAAAGAUCUAUUGAAUGUCCUGAUGUCCUAUCAGCAGCUAUGAAAUCUGCUCGAAUUGAUGAAGGAUCUCAAGCAGCAGAUACAAUUGUUAUUACAGUUCCCGAUAGUGCACAAAUGGCAGAAAGUAGUACAUCAAUGUCGUCAGUUAUUGAUAAUGAAUUUAUAAUGAUUGAUGAUGUGAACCAAAAUGAUAUGCAAGAAACAUUAAAAAUAAAUCGCAUUUGGUCUGAAUCUAAUAACAAAGAAAAAGAGCCUAAAGUGUCAUCAAAUGAUGAUAUUAUUAUUAUUGAUGAUGAAGACGAUGAUGAUUUGUUAGAGAAAGAACUUAAUGAGGGUCCUUCCAAACGAAUAUGUUUAGAGGUCGAAGAAUCAAUCAAUGGAUCAAAUAAGGCCAAAAGAUUGGCAUAUCCAAUUAUUGAAUUGGAUAAAUUGUUUGUUUGUAAAGAAUGUGAAAAAGUUUUCUCAAAUGGACAAAUGUAUUCUGAACACCUAAACGUCUGUCCUUUUUGGGAUUAUUCGGCUGGAAAGAAAUGUGUGCAUUGUGCUAAAGUAUUCAAAACUAUAUUAAACAUGACUGAACAUGUUAAACUUCAUGGACCUGAUCGUUUCAAAUGUUCUUUAUGCAAUUUAAAAGUACCAUCUCAACGAGCCAUAACACAUCAUAUGAGAAAUAGUCAUAAAAUCAUAAAUUUAGAUUUUGUACCUGAAACUUCUAAUUUAACCAAUUUGAAUAAAGAUGAUUUUAUUGUAUUUGAAGAUAAGACAAUUGAGCAGAAGAAACAAAAGACGAAUAGCUUAUUAACUUGUACCCAGUGUUCAUUUAAGGGCAUCACUCGUAAAAUUAUUGUUUCUCAUAUGAAGGCUGUUCAUAAUGCUGAGCAAAAUGUAGAUUGUGAAGAUAAUUUAUAUAAGAUAACGCCAGAACAACCAAAUGAUGCAAAUAACUCAGUAAAUUCUUUAAUGCCUCAACAGAAUGAACAACAAAAUGCAAGCUUGAAAAGAAAACGUUCCACUAAUUUUGGCAACCAGAAAGGAUCACCAAAAGCAAAAACCAUUAUUAAAAACCAAUCAAAAACUUUUUCUCCUGAUACUAUUGACAGUAUUCCAAAGUCUCAUAUAUUCUCAGAUCCGAUUAGCUGUUCAUUAUGUACAUACAGUACAAAAGUGCGGUCCAAUCUUGUUAUACAUUUGAAUGGACAUACAAAAGGACAAGAUAAUACUACUAAGGAAAUUGUUAAUCCUGUACCUUCUAUUGGCAAGUGUGAUCUUAUGUUUGAUAAGAUGAUCAAUCUCUCUGCUAGUGCAUUUGAUGCUAUGAAUACUGAAAAGAUUAAAAGAGAUGAACUUGAUAAGAAAAUUGUUGAAGUAGCUCCAGAUGAGACUUUAAAUACAGAGAUAUUUCCACAGUUCAUUCCAAAAAAUAUGAGAUAUAAAUGUUCAGUAACUCGUUGUACCUAUACAGGUGUGACAGAGGAUAUGCUAAAGAAACAUAUAUCAAUUCUUCAUCCUACCCAUGAGUGUUACAUAUGUCCACAUUGUCUACCCCCAUGCAUUAUAUCUAAAUUUGUCGAACGAAAUCAAAUAGAGUUUCAUUUAAUGCACCACGGUGCAAAUUUAUAUCGUUGUCAAUACUGUGAGUAUAUUGACUUCAAUCGAGUUGAAAUGAGAACACACAUGAGAAAUACCCAUCUAUCAGAAAUAACUAGUUCAGUACAGUCCAAUAUAAUUGUAAUCAGACAAACAAUGUUAGAAGAUGAUAGUAUUGACAGAGGUAGAAGCAAAGCUCCAUCUAAUGUGCCUCAAUGGGUAUGCAAUAUAUGCUCUAAUAGUUUAAGAUACACAGAAAAUGAGAUAAAAUCACAUAUUGUUAUGGCACAUAAAGUAUCAAAUAUGUUUAAAUGUCCUAUGUGUCAAUUUGAACACGAGGAUGAUAAUGCUAAUGUAUUUGAAGAACAUUAUAAGUCACAACAUCCGUCGGUUGCAGUAAAGUGCUUAAGAGUGUUUGAAAAGAUUUCUGACAAAGAAGAGUUGCACAAACAAUCCAAACAUUUAGGUGGUACGGAGAACAUACUAGAACAGCAAGCUUUAGAAAGUAUUGAACCUACACUUGUACCUCCUACUUGUCGAGGAAUUCCUAUUGAAUCAACACCUUUGAAAACUUCCAAUAAAUCUCGUGGUAUGGCAAAAAGUCCAAAAUCAGCUACUAAAAGCUCUCCAAUUCAACCUCAUAAACAGAAAACGUUAAUAGACGUUUUCAAUAAGAAUGAUAAGUUAGGAGCUAUAUCUUCAAAUGGUUACUUUGUUUGUCCUAAGUGCUGUGUAUUUGAAACUAUGAAUAUAGAACUUUUCCGUGAUCACUUAUACAAAGAGGUCAAUUAUAAAACAUGGAAAUGCUUGAUAUGUUUUGAAAUAUCUGAUUCUCCUAAGAAAAUGGCAUGGCAUGUUAAAAAACAUGGAAUUGGAAGCAAAUAUGAAAAAAUUGAAGAUGGCGAGAAAUUAAAAUGGGUUGAUCGAGUUAUUGGACAUCAACAUAUGUUAUUGACUGAGUUCAAUAAAAACAGUAAAGCAAAACAUGUAAAAAGUGUUGAGUCAAGUAAAGCUAUUAUUGUUAAUAGUAAAAGAACGUCUUAUUCUCCAACUAAAAAAAAAAAUAAUGAACGUGAGAAAAAAGCACUUGUCUCUCAACCUACCCCUGAUCCUGUUUCAAAUGAUGAUAUCAUUGAUCUGGUAGAUGACUCCGAUGACGAAUAAUUUGGCAAUAAAUAAUUGUUAUGUAUCUAAGACUGACAAAUUGGCUGUUUAUUAUUUGAAUAAAAACAUUAAUAUCAUUCCGAUAUGGUAGGAGAUUAUGUUAGAAAUGAUAUCAUUUAAAUAUUGUUGUUAUAUGUUUAUAUUUAAUGUGCGUUUAUAUCUCAACAUUAUAAUAAUGUAUACAUAUAUUUAUGGAAGACUGUUACAUUUAUAAUUUUUGAUUACCUUACCCAUGUAUUUAUUGUACGAAAAGAUUUAUUAAUUUAUUUUGUAGUAUCAAAUAAAAAUAAUUAUUAUGAUUAGUGACUAAUUUUAUAUUUCUUAUUUUUAAAUGUUUUCAUUACAUUUUGUAUAAUAUAUCCUUAUAUUAUGUGUAUGUAGAGUAUUGAGUAAACGCAAAUAACUUGUAACCUUUUUUUUAAUUUUAUUAGCUUUUAGUACCCAUACCAUUACUAUGUUAAAACUCGAAAGUUAGGUUUACUAUUAUUUUAAUAUUUUUUUCUAUAGAAUAAAAAGUAUGUAUUUUCUAUUAUUUUUAA